AUGUCCUUUGUCCAUGCUAAAUGCUCAGUUGACGAGCGGCGUGACUUAUGGUCCUCAUUGUUAGCUGAUAAGCCUAGUUUUCUUCCUUGGUGUAUUGGGGGUGAUUUUAAUGUUAUUGUGGCACCUCAUGAAAAAAGGGGAGGUCGUCCAUUUGCUAUAACAGAAGGAGUGGAAUUUCUGUCUUUCAUGGAGGAGGCUGGAGUAUUUGAUGUUGGCUUCUCAGGACCCAAUUUUACAUGGUCAAACAAUCGACGAAGUAGAGCUCGGAUUUCAAAGAGGUUAGACAGGUUCUUAGUCAACGGGGCAUGUCUGGAUCUUUCUUAUAACAUUUCUGUCCUUCACUUGGCUAGACAUCCAUCUGACCAUUCACCGUUAAAGCUCUCAUUUGUUGCUCAAUCAGAUGCUAAGCCGCGUCCAUUUCGAUUUUUGAAUGUGUGGACGACUAAACCACAACUCUUGGAGGUGAUAAGCCAGGCUUGGAAUCAAGAUGUCAAUGGAUCUCCGAUGCGUGCUCUAUGUUCUAAAUUAUUAGCAACAAGAAAAGCUAUUCAGACAUGGAACAAAGAACACUUUGGAAACGUGAUCGAUAAUAUGCGAUCUGCGGAAAUGGCGGUGCAACGGGCAGAAGAAGUAGUAGAUCAAGAUGAUUCCGAGGAGUGCCAGAUUGAACUCAAAAAGGCUCAGGCGGAGCUGAGACAUGCAUUAUCAAUUGAAGAACAAUUUUGGAGGCAAAAGGCCAGGGUGAAAUGGCUUCGACAGGGAGAUACCAAUUCAAAGUAUUUUCAUGCGAUAGUAAGACAAAGACGGGCUCAAGCUAUGAUUUAUCGUAUCAAAAAAGCCAAUGGUGUUUGGGUGGACAAUGAAGCUGAUAUAGCAAGUGAAGCAACCACCUAUUUCUCUAAACUUUUCUCGGAUUCUUUGGGAUCAUCUGCAGAUAUGCUACACCUAAUUCCACCUAUGAUUUCGGGAGAGGAUAAUGUGAAGUUGGAAGAAAUCCCUUCAAUUGAAGAGGUUUUUAGAGUCCUGAAGGCAAUGGAUGAAGAAAGUGUUGCUGGCCCAGAUGGAUUCACGGGAAAAUUUUUUACUUUUGCAUGGCCAGUCAUCGCCCAAGAUGUCUACAAGGCGGUACUCAGUUUUUUCUGUGGAGCAGAACUUCCUCGUUUCAUCACCUCUACUUCAAUUGUUCUAAUUCCAAAGGUGCCAAAUCCUCAAGAUUUUUCUCAAUUUAGACCCAUCAGCCUAUGUAACUUCUUCAACAAGCUAUUAUCAAGGAUCUUGGCAGACAGAGUGGCGGAAAUAUUGCCAAAAAUUAUUUCUCCCCAGCAGACAGGAUUUGUGAAGGGUCGUAAUAUAACCGAAAACUUCCUACUUGCACAGGAGGUGAUAUCGGGUAUGGCGAAAAAGAAUAGAGGUGGUAAUGUGGUUAUGAAACUAGACAUGUCUAAGGCAUAUGACAGAGUGGCAUGGGGUCAUAUUAUCAAUGUUCUGAGAAGGUUCGGUUUUGGUGAGAGAUUCAUUGAUAUGGUUUGGCGACUGAUUUCUAAUGUCUGGUUUUCCGUCAUUAUAAAUGGAUCCUUAUAUGGUUUUUUCAAAUCUUCGAGAGGACUCCGUCAGGGUGACCCAUUAUCACCAGCAUUAUUUAUUAUAGGGGCAGAGGUGUUAUCUAGAGCACUGAAUAAUCUUGUCAUGCAACCAAGAUUUGUGGGUUUCAAAGUUCCAUAUGGAUGCCCGUCUAUUACUCACUUGGCAUUUGCGGAUGAUGUUCUUAUUUUUGCAAAUGGAUCCUCAUUUUCCCUGAAGGCUAUCAUGAAAGUGUUAGAUGAUUAUCAAAGAUGUUCGGGCCAAUUAAUAAAUGUACAAAAAAGCUGUUAUCUAGUUCAUCCAUCUGUAUCAAUGGCAAGACGACGGCUGCUUGAUCGCAUUUCUAGGUUUGCCCGCAAGUCAUUUCCAUCAGCUGCAGUUAUUCCCAGUUCGGUGUUAAAAACUAUAGAAAAGGCAUGCUCGGCAUUCCUGUGGGGAUCCUCACCCGAGGAGUCGAAGCUUCAUUGGAUAAGUUGGCCUCAAUUGUGCUAUCCAGUUGAGGAAGGGGGAAUUGGAUUUCGGAGAUUAUGUGACGUCUACAUAGCCUUUUCCUCCAAGUUAUGGUGGAAAUUCCGAACAGAAUCAUCACUGUGGUCAACCUUCAUGAAAGCAAAGUAUUGUAAAUGUCUGCAUCCUUGUCAGGUAGAACUCAGGCCAACGGAUUCGGCAAUUUGGCGAAGGAUGAUCAAUGUGAGCAGACAAGUGGAACUCUCAAUAUUAUGGGUGGCCAAAUAUGGGGCGUGUCAUUUUUGGUACGAUAACUGGUUGGGGAGUGGUGCAUUGUUUCUAAAGGUUCCGGUUAUCCCAAAUUUGACGUUCCGAAACUUCGUAAGCAACGGCCAUUGGGAUUUGAACCUUCUUUACCAUACAUUGCCAAAGGAAAUUGCUUAUUCCAUUUCAGAACAAAUGGCCCCAGAAGAAGGAAGUAUAGCUGAAGUCAUUUGGAUGCCCACAACAACUGGAAAUUUCUCUCUACACUCAGCUUUUGGGGAUAUUAGGCAGGCCCGACCCACGUCUAUGGUAUUUGCUUCCAUUUGGCACCCUCGGAUACCUGUGAAAGUUUCAUUUUUCAUGAUGAGACUUCUUCUGAGGAGAAUACCGACACCGGAUAAGCUUCGUAAAUUUGGUUUCCAUUUGCCGUCAAAGUGCUUUUGCUGCACUGAGGCUUCUGAGGAGUCUAUUGAGCAUUUAUUCUCCAAUGGACACAUUGCGUCAUUACUUUGGAAUUAUUUUGGAGGGUUAUGUGGAAUAAAAUUCUCAGGAUCUUUUCUACGAGCACGCAUAGUAGAUUGGUGGUUGUUUUCACAGGAUUCUGAGUUACGAAGGCUUAUUUGUCGUAUUCUUCCUAGUGUAAUUUGCUGGCAGAUUUGGAAGGCAAGGAACAAAGCAAUGUUUGAGGGUGUCCAGAUGCAAUCAUCAGCCAUUCGCCAAGCCAUCUUCUCAGAAGUCCAAUCCAUGGUAGGAAUACAUUUUAAACAACUGAUAAGACUACAAUCUUUUUGUCAAUUGUAUGAUUGGUCAAAUGCACCUGGAGGUACAGUUGUAUAUCAAGGUAUCCGCUGGGAAACCAAAGAGACAGGGAGGUAUACUCUUAACACGGAUGGAUGUGCUAAGGGUAAUCCAGGAAUAGGUGGAGGUGGGGGCAUACUCCGGGAUUCCACUGGAUUGCCAAUGAUUGGUUUUUCGGCAUAUCUGGGAGAAACUACAUGUCUCCGUGCAGAGGCUUGUGCUCUUCUUAUUGGUCUUCAGAUCUGUAUACAUAAGGGUUUUGGAAACAUAUGUGUACAAUCAGAUUCAUUGGUUUUAAUUGGGAUCAUUCAACGUCGUACUCAAUGUCCGUGGAAAAUUCGAAGAUACGUCAACCAGAUUUGGCAGUUAUUAGAUGAUCCAUCUAGAUUCACGCACUGCUAUCGGGAGGCUAACACAGUUUCUGAUGCUUUAUCUAAUGUGGGUAUAUCUCAUCCAGAUAAACAAAUUGAGAUUUAUGACACCUUCAGUACAUUCCCAAGGUUGCCUCGUGGGGCAAUCCGUUUGGACAGAAUAGGGAUACCUUCAAUUAGAAAAAUGAGGAUUAUGUAA
Molecule: messenger RNA, 3660 nt
Organism: Coffea eugenioides
Lineage: Eukaryota; Viridiplantae; Streptophyta; Magnoliopsida; Gentianales; Rubiaceae
Exons: 2
Coding region: 1-3660 (1219 amino acids)
Molecular function (GO): RNA-DNA hybrid ribonuclease activity; nucleic acid binding
Source: RefSeq, a predicted model, not a curated record